Molecule: messenger RNA, 3573 nt
Organism: Halichondria panicea
Lineage: Eukaryota; Metazoa; Porifera; Demospongiae; Suberitida; Halichondriidae
Product: nardilysin-like
Biological process (GO): proteolysis
Molecular function (GO): metal ion binding; metalloendopeptidase activity
Source: RefSeq, a predicted model, not a curated record
UAGCUUUUUGUUAGCUACAAUACUCAGAAAACAUCUGUUAGCUAGCAGUAGCCAUUUGUGAAAUUGAUCUCUUUGGACACACCCUUUAAUUAUUCCUGUGGAUGUAAUGCGCAUGCGCGCUCAUUCCCCACGUGUGAUAUCCAAGAUCCAGAUCCAGAUUCUCCUGGCAGAAUCAUCUUUGUCUUGAGGGCCUGGUCUUUUCUUCUUAGAUAUUAUAUACACUGAACUACAGAUCCUGAAAGAAUCAAUUUUCUUCUUUCUUGAGGUCCUGAUAUAUGGACUCUUCACCAGCUGUGGAAAAGUCACCGUUUGACAAGAAAGAGUAUAAAGCAAUUACUUUGGAUAAUGGCAUACGUGCUCUACUGAUAAUGGACAACAGGACCAGCUCUCGUGGUCCCAAACAGAAGAAGUCAGAGGUUCAUGACUCUGACGCUGAACCAGAGGAAGACUUUAGGGACGAGGACGAUAGUGACGAGGAGAGUGAGGGUGGUGAUCAGGGGAAGUCCCUACGAGUUAGGUCGGCUUGUGGAGUAUGCAUCAGGACUGGUAGCUACUGUGACCCUACCCAAGUGCAAGGCCUUGCUCAUCUCCUGGAACACAUGGUGUUCAUGGGCAGUGAGAAGUACCCCGAGGAGAACGCUUUUGAUGCCUUCACCAGCGAGCACGGUGGAGAUAGCAAUGCCUCAACUGACUAUGAAAGAACAGUAUUCCAGUUCUCGGUUCACCCUCAGUACUUCCAGAAGGGCUUGGACAUGUUUGCCGAUUUCUUUGCGUCCCCCAGUCUACUCAAGCAAAGUCUGGACAGAGAGAUAGAGAUAGUGGACAAUGAGUUCCAGAGAGCUGUACAGAACGACGGUGAUCGCUUGAAGCGCCUCAUACAUGUAGCCAGUGUUGCUCGACCCGGACAUUCGUUCACUAACUUUGUGUGGGGCAACAGAGACUCCCUCAAGGAGCAGCCUCAUAGAUCUGCACAAGGAUCUCAACACCUACUAUACUCUUCUCAUUACAUGACAGUGGUCGUCAUGUCUUGUUAUCCUCUGAAAAAUCUGGAGCAAUGGACUAGAAAGUCAUUCUCAGCCGUCCCUCACAAUGGACUGGAAGUACCUCUGAUGUCGGACAAUAAGGAUGUGUUUGAUGAGGCCACGUUUGCUCGUCUCUAUAAGGUGAUCCCGGUGGAGGAUACUCACGAACUCAGGCUCACUUGGAAACUACCACCAUUGAUGGAGCACUACAGGAGCAAGCCAGUGGAAUAUUUGUCCUGGUUGCUAGGACACGAAGGAGAGGGAAGUGUGUAUGCUGAGCUCAAGAAAAGGAACCUGGCCACUGCCCUAGUGGCUGGUAACAGUGGCUCAGGAUACGAGUGGAACACUGCCUUCAGUCUAUUCACCUGUGACAUCACCCUCACUGAUCAAGGAUUGGAAUCUAUCUUGCUGUGUAUCACGCUGGUGUUCCAGUACAUAAAGAUGCUCACGGAAGUUGGCCCACAAGAAAGGGUGUUUCGUGAGAUUCAGGGGAUUUCCAAGAAUGAAUUUGACUUCAGAGAGGAGCAGGAGCCCAUCGACUUUGUGGAGGCUCUCUGUGAGAGCAUGGAGUUGUAUCCAGUGGAGCACUACCUGACUGGUGACUACCUGCUCUAUGAGUACGAGCCAGCCACCAUCACCACCGUUUUAUCCCACUUCACACCUGACAGAGUCAACAUCAUCACACUGUCUCCCACCUACACUGCUCAGUGUCGGCUUAAGGAGAGGUGGUUCGGGACACGUCACUGUGUCGAAGAUAUUCCUGCUGACUGGAAGACAAAAUGGCAAAAUCUAGAGCUCCAUCCAGACCUGCACCUGCCUAGUCCUAACUUGUUCAUUGCCACUGACUUCUCAACCGGAGACCCUGGCUCCCCACCCACGAAGUAUCCUGUGGUGAUCAAAGAGUGCCCCAAGUACAAACUCUGGUACAAGAAAGGUGUUGAGGAUUGCCCUUUAGCCUGGGUAUGCCUGAUCUUCAAGACUCCUCUCUCUAUUCAGAGUGAAAAUUCCAACCUGAUGCAUAUCUUCCUCAACAUCUAUGGUCGCAACAUGACAGCAGUGGCGUACAAUGCCUCAGUGGCCCAGUUGGAGCACUCCCUGGAGAUCUUCAACUCUGGAGUGGCUCUCACAAUCAACGGAUUCAACCACAAGAUGGGUCUGCUGUUUCAAGAGCUGGUCAAAUAUCUGGCUGACUUUGCGACUGAUGAGGAAACCUUUAAGACAGCCAAGGAGCAAAGAAGGAAGAGCCUGAAAAACCAGCUACUCAAACCAAAGAAACUCUGCAAGAUAAAUCGCCUGAAGGUGUUGGAGUACUGCCACUGGACAACACAGGAGAAGCUCAAUGCAUUAGACCACCUCACACUAGCAGCACUCAUGGAGUUUGUGGAUCAGUUUAAGCGCCAACUUUUUGUGGAGGCUCUUGUUCAGGGGAACAUCACCCCCAAGGAGGCGUUGUCGAUGAUGACCUUCUUGACUGAGCACAUAGACUAUGAUCCACUACCCAGUGAUGUGCAGGCAAAGAUCAAACCUCGUACAAUGCAGUUACCAUCUAAUACCAACGUCUGUUAUCGCCUUGACAACAAGAACACCAAUUCAACUUGCACUGUCCUCACUGACUACUACCAGUGCUGCCAAAGAACCACGAGAGAUGCAGCCAUCUUAGAGCUCUUGUCUGAAUGUAUGAAUGAGCCUUGCUUCAACGAGCUGAGAACCAAGCAACAGUUAGGAUACGAGGUGAGGAUUGAGGAGCACAACACACACGGAGUGUUAGGACUCUCACUCACACUCGUCACUCACGCCACCAAGUUCAGUGAUGACUAUGCGAGUGGGUGUAUGGACAAGUUUGUACACGACUUCCACAGUGAGCUCACCGCCUGGACACCCAAGCAGUUCCAAGACCAGGUGGACUCUCUGAUCCAGGAGAAGCGAGAGCCUGAUAUCUCACUAGAGGAUGAGGUGCUGAGGAACUGGACAGAGGUGCUCCUCUGUGACUAUGACUACGAUAUCCUGGAGCGUCUGGCGACUGAGCUGGAGAGUGUGAGUCAGAAAGAGGUGCUCGACUGGCUGCACAGGUACACUCACCCGGGGAGACACUACAGGAAGCUCAGUGUCAAGGUGGUGUCUGGUUGCAAGCGUUCCCAAGUCUCCAGAGCCAACUCAAGCGAAGAGGAGGUCACGAGAUCGAAAGCAUCGACCCCAACAGCCAUGCUCCCUAAUAUUUGCCUCCAAUGCAGUACGGAAUAUUUAAACCUUGCAUCUGGCGAAUCAUCCGUUGACCCUCCAACCUCUGAGGGCAUUCGGGCGGCCCUUGUGAGAGUGUGUGAGGAUGCACCCUGUGAUGGGUGUGAGGGUGUGGAGAGCUUUAAGGCCGGUCUGUUUGUACAUCCAUCACAGUCUCAUGAUCAACUGACUAUAUAGCUAGCUCUUCUAGCUGACUAGCUCUUUAAUUUUGCAAAUUAAUUAAGAAAUUAACAUAUCCAAUAAUAAUCAUGUUCAUAAAAUUUUGUGCAGAAUAAGUUGACCCAAAAAUCGAUGGUUGGAUAUUAAUAAAUUA